UUUUGCCCGGAAACGGCUCUCGGCUCAAUUCACGGCCUGAAAACUGCGAGAACUGCGAGCUGUAACUCCAUCAAUCCCUUUUUCAAAUCCAAUCCAUCCCAAGACCCAAAGAUUUCGUCCUUGUCGUCGUCGCUUCUUCACGUCUUGUCUUUCCUCCCGCUAGACUAGAUUUCCUGCUCUUCGUCUUCUGCAUCAUCUCCACUCUUUCGCAAUGGCUGCUACACUUCCUCCUUCCUCGACCGGCUCGACCAAGCUCGAUGCUGUGGUUCAGACUGCUAAGGCCAACGAGCCUCAGAAGCUCUCCGGUGUCGCACUCUACAGCAGAUUCGCCUUUGCUGGUGCUGUCUGCUGCGCCGUUACUCACGGUGGCCUCACUCCCGUCGAUGUCGUCAAGACGAGAAUCCAGCUCGACCCCGUCACAUACAACACUGGCAUGAUUGGAGGCUUCCGAAAAGUCAUUGCAAAUGAGGGCGCAGGCGCUCUUCUGACCGGUAUUGGCCCAACCUUUGCAGGUUAUUUCCUGCAGGGUGCCUUCAAGUUCGGAGGUUACGAAUUCUUCAAGCAACAGUGCAUCAACACCUUCGGCUACGAGACGGCCGCCAACAACAGAACCGCCGUCUACCUCGCUUCCUCCGCUUGCGCCGAAUUCUUUGCCGACAUUGCCCUCUGCCCUCUUGAGGCUACCCGUAUCCGUCUCGUCUCCGAACCCACCUUCGCUUCCGGUCUCGUCUCUGGUUUCAGCAAGAUCGCAAGGACCGAGGGUCUUGGUGCUUUCUACAGCGGUUUCGGUCCUAUCCUGUUCAAGCAAGUCCCAUACACCAUGGCCAAGUUCGUCGUCUACGAGAAGGUUGCCGAGGCCAUCUACCGAAACGUUGACAAGAACACUGCUUCCGACGGUACCAAGACCGUCAUCAACUUGGGAUCUGGUCUGAUCGCCGGUUUCGCUGCUGCCCUCGUCUCCCAACCUGCCGAUACUAUGCUGUCCAAGAUCAACAAGACAAAGGGUCUCCCUGGUGAGAGCACAACUAGCCGUCUGGUCAAGAUCGCAAAGGAGCUGGGUUUCCGUGGCAGCUAUGCCGGUAUUGGUGCUCGUCUCUUCAUGGUUGGUACUUUGACCGCUGGUCAAUUCGCCAUCUACGGUGACAUUAAGCGAGUACUUGGAGCUACUGGUGGCGUCGAAAUUGCCAAAUAAACGAUUCGAAGACGAUAUUCAGCGACUGAUCCCUCGGAGUACGGUUUCGAUUACGUCCCUUUCUCGUUCACAUGUGGUUGGAGCAGAUGCUUAGCAAUACAAUUCAGAGCAAUCUUUUUAGACUUGGGAGGUCCUUGCCGGUCUCGUUUUCUGAAUAAAAAAAUCAACGGUGGACAUGGACGACCCAUGGAGAUUGCUUUGCAGAAUGUGCAUCCCCAUAGAGCCUUUUGCAGAAGAUAGAUCUGCACGAGGCAUGAUUGCAUGAAAAAGCACUUAUCUAGAUUAGACGGGGGAUUAUGUACCAACAAUUAAUGGCACAACUCAGACUUUGCUCG
This is a messenger RNA of Exophiala xenobiotica, 1527 nucleotides long. RefSeq lists its product as uncharacterized. Gene Ontology annotation, cellular component: mitochondrial inner membrane. The record is from RefSeq and is a predicted model, not a curated record. Gene Ontology annotation, biological process: mitochondrial phosphate ion transmembrane transport. The coding region runs from base 212 to 1192 and encodes 326 amino acids. Gene Ontology annotation, molecular function: phosphate transmembrane transporter activity. The transcript is spliced from 4 exons. Lineage: Eukaryota; Fungi; Ascomycota; Eurotiomycetes; Chaetothyriales; Herpotrichiellaceae.